AUGGGCCACAUGGCCGCCGACUUCUAUAUCAUGCCAAGCUACGGGAACCAGGUCAGGGAGAGAGGCGAGGGGCGCAUGCUGGGGCCGCCGGGCAUCCACGCGGGGAUGCCGCUCCUGGAGUGCACCCUGGAGAUAGUGUCGGAUUGGCAGAAGGAAGAUCCUACAACAGUGGCAGCGUCGGUGGAUCGGGCGAUGGACGCGCUGGGCGACGUCCUGAUGAUGGUGGACAGCAACGGCGAGCACAGCCAGGCCAUGGUCACAGAGACCAUCAACAUGUGCAAGGUCAGCGAGAGCUACGAGGCCCGCAACAGCAAGAACAGGAACCCGAACGUGGACGAGCAGCAGUCCUGGGGGGAGGGCUCCAGCAAGAUCCAGAUCGAAAUCAACGGGGCCCCCAACUUCAGGGCAGCGCUACCGAGGGGCGCGACAGAAGAGACCACGGCGAAACUGGACCAGUUCUCGGGCCGCGACCUGAGGAGUGGGGAUGCCGAUAGUCUUCGUGGGAGGCAAGAACUCUCAGUCGGUGGCGCCCAAGAGCAGACCUCCGGCGACUCCGUCGCCUUCGUGACGGACGGGCCCUGGGACCUCGAGGUCAUGCUGCCCGCCCAGUGGCGCCUGGCGCACGAGGAUGCGGAGGUGCCAGCCGUGUUCCAGCAGUACGUGGACCUGCGCACCGUCUUCCGAAGGACGCACCCCUCGCGCCGCACGCCCCGCGCCGGCAAGCUCCACAAGAUGUGCCGAGCGCUGGCCAUCGACCCCGUGGGCCCCGCGCACUCCGGGCUGGCGGACGCUCGCAACGCGGCCCGCGUCGCCUUGGCGCUCAUGGCGGACGGGGGCGUCUUCGCGGCGACGCCGUGCAGCGGGGAGGCCGAGGCCGCCGAGGAGGAGCCUCCCGCGCAGGAGUUGGCGGCCGAGGCCCUGGCGCUGCUGCUGGGGUCGCUGCGGGGGCCCGAGGUGGCGAGCGUCUGCAAGGACCUCAGGCUCUCGAACGUGGAGCAGAAGUUUGUCGCCAGCCACGUGGAGUGCCUCGGACAUGUACCAGACGGCAACAACCCCGGGGAGGUGCGGCGAUACGUGACCGCGGUCGGGAAGAGCUUCGCCGCCGCCCACUGGCGGCUGGAACGCGCAUGGGCACAGGCCGAGCGCGAUGACGAGAAGCGCGCGGCGGCCCUGCGCCGACUGGAUGCGGCCACGGCGACCGCGGCGGCGCUGGACCCUGAGAGCAUCGCCCCAAGUCGUCUCAUAUUUGGCGGCUGGCUGAUGGAGAAGACAGGGGUGAAGCCCGGCCUGCAGCUCGGCAGGCUGAAGGACUGGCUGUACUAUCUGCAGGUUGACCAGGACAUCCGAAGUGUACAAGAGCUGGAGGCCGCGCUCGAGGGCCUCGACUGGCAGAAC
Messenger RNA from Prorocentrum cordatum, 1395 nucleotides. The record is from the annotation of a GenBank genome assembly. NCBI's taxonomy places the organism in Eukaryota, Dinophyceae, Prorocentrales, Prorocentraceae.